GCUCGUAAACAAGAUGGCCGACGUUCGGUGGAUAAAACUUUUCGCUGGUCAAAAUCGCAUUUUAUUUCUAAGUAGUCGAAGAAUAUGUGGAUGUAAAAAUGGUCGUAUGAGAAGAUUUGGUUUUAAAGUUAGGCAGUUUUAUCAAGGGAAUCCUCAAUUGUCCAGUAGAUUACCAGUCAUCCAUCAUGAUGAAUAUAGCUGUCCAUGGCCGACAAACCAUAGGUUCAAGAUGGCUAAGUUUACAAAACUGAUGGAACACCUGAUCAAAGAUAAUGUGGUUGUGCCACAACAGGUUCUUUACCCGACCAAGGCUUCUUAUGAUGAUUUGAUAACCACACAUACACCUAACUAUGUCAAGAGUUUUAUCACAGGGUCCAUAACACCAGAUGAUUUGAAACAAACUGGGUUUAAGUGGUCGGAAGGAUUAGCAAACAGGUGUCAGAUGGAAGUAGGUGGUACCAUUCUUGCUGCUAAGAUUGCAUUGCAUUAUGGUUUAGCAUGUACUACAGGUGGCGGCACACAUCAUGCAUAUCCUGCGCAUGGUUCAGGGUUCUGUAUAUUCAAUGAUUUGGCAAUAGCAUCCUUUCACCUCCUGGACAACAAUCUUGUAUCCAAGGUCAUGAUUGUUGAUCUGGAUGUUCAUCAGGGAGAUGGAACUGCAUUUAUAUUCCAAAACAACCAAGAUGUUUUUACUUUCUCUGUGCACUGUGAGAAAAAUUUUCCAGUGCGCAAACAGAGUAGUGAUUUAGAUGUAGGUCUGCCAUUUGGGAUGGAGGACAAAGAGUAUAUCGAUACAGUUAGAACACAUCUUGCAUGGUUAUUGGAUAGUUACAGGCCAGAUAUAGUGUUGUAUGAUGCAGGAGUAGACCCACAUAAAGAUGACGUUUUAGGAAGACUUAAUCUUUCUGAUCAAGGGCUGUUUGACAGAGAUAAAGAAGUAUUACAAAUGUCCUUAUGUCGAGGGAUUCCAUGUGUAACAGUAAUAGGUGGAGGUUAUGACGAUAACAUUGAUGUACUGGCUGCACGUCACUCAAUUGUCUUUAGAGCAGCGACAAAGGUUUGGUCUGAAAAUGUUACUUGAUGAUAUAUGUAAGUGGUACAAAAUGUAUAAUUAUCGUAAUUGUAAAUAAAGGAAUU
This is a messenger RNA of Actinia tenebrosa (Australian red waratah sea anemone), 1137 nucleotides long. RefSeq lists its product as uncharacterized. Lineage: Eukaryota; Metazoa; Cnidaria; Anthozoa; Actiniaria; Actiniidae. The record is from RefSeq and is a predicted model, not a curated record. Gene Ontology annotation, biological process: epigenetic regulation of gene expression. Gene Ontology annotation, molecular function: histone deacetylase activity.